This is a messenger RNA of Heteronotia binoei (common prickly gecko), 1396 nucleotides long. RefSeq lists its product as uncharacterized. NCBI's taxonomy places the organism in Eukaryota, Metazoa, Chordata, Lepidosauria, Squamata, Gekkonidae. The coding region runs from base 43 to 1248 and encodes 401 amino acids. The transcript has 11 exons. The record is from RefSeq and is a predicted model, not a curated record.
AACAUCUCCUCCCCACCCAGCAGAAGCUGCCAGCAGAGAAGAAUGCAGGAACUUCAGUAUCUGCUCUUCCUGACUUUCCUGGCUCUACCAGAAAGCGUUUCCACUUGCAGGACCCGUUGGUUUGACCGGGACAAUCCUUCGGGAAAGGGAGACUAUGAAACACUUCACAACUUGAGGAAUGAAUAUCCUGAUGAGAUUUGCCCCAACCCUCUUUCCAUUGAAGCGGAAACCCUGGAGGGGACACCAGCUACUCACACAGGACAGAUCUUUAAACCGUUUAACCCCACGGAAGGAUUUGCAUGUGUGAACCAAGACCAGGAGAAUGGCUUCUGCCAGGACUACAGAGUCCGGUUCACCUGUCCACCAGACUUCUGUUCAGCUCCGGCUUGCAGGACCCGUUGGUUUGACCGAGAUGAUCCUUCGGGGAAGGGAGACUAUGAAACUCUUCCUGACCUGAGGAAGGAAUAUCCUGAUGAGAUCUGCCCCUACCCUCUUUCCAUGGAAGCGGAGACCUUGGAGGGGACGUUGGCUUCUCACACAGGACAAACCUUUAAAGUGUUUAACCCCACGGAAGGAUUUGCAUGUGUGAACCAAGACCAGGAGAAUGGCUUCUGCCGGGACUACAGAGUCCGGUUCACCUGUCCAGAAGACUUCUGUUCAGUUUCCACUUGCAGGACCCGUUGGUUUGACCGAGACGAUCCUUCAGGGAAGGGAGACUAUGAAACUCUUCCUGACCUGAGGAAGGAAUAUCCCGAUGAGAUCUGCCCCUACCCUCUUUCCAUUGAAGCGGAGACCCUGGAUGGGAUGUUGGCUUCUAGCACAGGGCAGACUUUUAAAGUGUUUAACCCCACCGAAGGAUUUGCAUGUGUGAACAAAGAACAGAAGCAUGGCUUCUGCCGGGACUACAGAGUCCGGUUCACCUGUCCAUCAGACUUCUGUUCAGUUCCCGUUUGCAGGACCCGUUGGUUUGACCGGGACAAUCCUUCGGGAAAAGGAGACUAUGAAACACUUCACAACUUGAGAAAAGACUAUCCUGAUGAGAUUUGCCCGGACCCCGUUGGGAUCGAAGCUCAGACCCUGAACGGGACACCGGCAUCUCACACGGGACAGAUCUUCAAUCCUUUCAGUGCUGCUGAAGGGUUUGCUUGUGUGAACAGAGACCAGAAGAAAGGUUCCUGCCAGGACUACAAAGUCCGGUUCACCUGCCCUCCAGACUUUUGCUCAGAACUCCGCCAACUCAUGGUCUGAAAACCACUACACAAGGGGAGGAACUCCCUCGGCAGGAAGAAUGCCCCGGUCUGCAGGUGAAUCCAAUUGCAUUUGAGGUUUCCUCAGUUUUCAAAGCAUUGUGAUACUAAAUCCUGAGAAUAAAUAUAGAUGGCUUCUGGGGGGGAAA